AUGGCGGAGGCCGAGGCCGUGUACCGCUACGAGUCCGGAAACAUCGCGCAUGCCCCGAAGAAGGACUACGGUCCUUUGGACUUCACUGGAAAGUUGGCGGGGGGCCUGCGACUCGACAUCCGCAGGCGAGCACCGCUGUACUGCAGCGAUUGGACGGAUGCCUUCACACCGGAGAACUUCCAGAAGUCGGUAUCGUCCAUUUUGUAUCUGUUCAUCGCCGCCCUUGCCCCUGCGAUUACGUUCGGCAGUCGGUUCCUUGACGGCACGAACGGCCAGUUCGGAGUGAUGGAAAUGAUCAUGAGCACAUGUAUCAGCGGAUUGAUUUUCUCGACAUUUUCCGGUCAGCCCCUUUCGAUUCUUGGAGCUACCGGUCCGUUCUUGGCCUACACGCUUGUCGUCUAUGAUCUGGCAAUUGCCGUGGACGUGGAGUUCAUGCCGUUUUAUUUUUGGACAUGCAUGUGGUGCUCCCUCUUCACCGUGCUGGUGGCGGUCUUCGAUUUGUGCGCGCUCAUGAAGCACGUGACCAUGUUCAGCGAAGACAUCUUCGCCGGAUUAAUCUCCCUCAUCUUCAUCAUCGAUGGAGCACGGCCGAUCAUCGACAAGCGGCCGUGGAUCAUUAAUCCCGCCGGCAUGGACCGCCCCUUCCCAGCUUGGGGCAUUGCUUAUGCGAUCCUCCCGGCUAUCGGCUUCGCAGUCCUGGGUUACCUGGAUCAGAAUCUCACCUCCGUGAUCGUGAAUAGACCCUCCAACAACCUGAAAAAGCCGGCUGCCUAUCACCUCGACUUGUUCGUUCGUGGAGCACUGACGCUGCCCAUCUGUGCUGUGCUGGGCCUGCCCUUGUCCGUGGCCUCCACGGUGCCGAGCAUCACCCACGUGAUCUCGUUGACCACUUACGAAGUGAAACAACUUCCGGAAGGUGAGCGCAAGGUGCCUACGAAGGUGGUAGAGCAGCGUGCUACUAACUUCUU
Symbiodinium sp. CCMP2456 is the source of this 968-nucleotide messenger RNA. Lineage: Eukaryota; Dinophyceae; Suessiales; Symbiodiniaceae. The record is from the annotation of a GenBank genome assembly.